CAUCCCGCACCAUUGCCACUAAGCCGAGGGAGGCAAAGCAAGGAAGGGGAGCUGCAAGCGAGGAGGAGAAACUUCGCUCCCUCAGUCAGUCACCUUGCUGCGCUGCUGCCGUGCUGGUGCGCCUCCCGCCACCUCUCUGCUCUACUUGUAUCGAUUGCUUUGCAUCCCGUUUGGGCGCGCGGUCCUCCUCUCCCCAUUCUUGCCUUAACCGAGAAACUUUCCCCAGGAAGGCAGGAAAAGACCGGGUUUCCGUGUGAGGAGAGGAGCCAUGCCCUUGCCUUGCUCCUCUUCCCCGCCGCCUUGAGAGCCCUUCCGCCUCGCUUGCCUACUAUGCCUCGCUCCUUCUUCCCACAGCCGGCGGCCACGGCGGCGAGGAGGAGGGCACUGGUGGCAGCCUCUCUAUGGCGAGCGCGCGUCCCUUUCCUUUGAGGCCAGCCGGGCGGGGAUUGCGCGGAGGCAGCCCGCAUCUUCGGAACAAUUUGCUGAUGUGCAGCCCGACCUGGCCGCCCAGUAGCCCACCCGUGAACACGCCUCCGUUUGGCCGCCCAUCCAUCCCCGCACACCUCCCUCUUCUUCCUCCUCCUUCGCGGCGACAAUGUUCUCCUGGAGGAUGGCGCUCUGCCUGGCUGGGUUGACCCUCUGCGCCAGGUUGGCCCGCGCCGCCGGCUUCGACUACGACUACGCCUUCGACUUCCACGAGGAGGAGGAUCAGGCCGAAUCCAUCGAUUACAAGGAUCCCUGUAAAGCCGCUGUCUUUUGGGGAGAUAUUGCCUUAGAUGACGAAGACUUAAAAAUCUUUCAGAUUGACCGGACUAUUGAUCUCACACAGCAUUCAAAUGAGAGAGACAGACACAAUACAGGUGGCUUUGGAGAACGUGGAGUAUCAAAAAAAAGUGAUGCCCUCCAUCAGCUUAUAGACAGGAUAAGAAAAAUUGGUUCAGGUUUUGAACAAAGCAAUAUAACUAAGGGAAGAGCAGGUCAAGCAUUCUCAGAGAGCUUUGAGAGGAAAAGGAUUCCCAGAGCAGCUACAUCGCGCACAGAAAGAAUAUGGCCAGGGGGUGUCAUCCCAUAUGUCAUAGGAGGAAAUUUCACAGGUAGCCAGCGAGCAAUGUUCAAGCAAGCAAUGCGGCACUGGGAAAAAUAUACCUGUGUUACAUUCAUUGAGCGAAGUGAUGAGGAAAGUUACAUUGUGUUUACAUACCGGCCUUGUGGAUGCUGCUCUUACGUAGGUCGAAGGGGAAAUGGUCCUCAGGCAAUCUCUAUUGGGAAGAACUGUGAUAAAUUUGGGAUUGUUGUCCAUGAGCUGGGACAUGUCAUAGGUUUUUGGCAUGAACACACAAGACCAGAUCGAGAUGAUCAUGUAACUAUCAUUAGAGAAAACAUCCAGCCAGGUCAGGAAUACAAUUUUUUGAAGAUGGAACCUGGAGAAGUGAAUUCUCUGGGGGAAUCAUAUGAUUUUGAUAGCAUUAUGCACUAUGCCAGGAACACCUUCUCAAGGGGAAUGUUUUUGGAUACAAUACUUCCUUCCCGGGAUGACAAUGGGAUCCGUCCAGCCAUUGGUCAGCGCACACGAUUAAGUAAAGGAGAUAUUGCACAAGCAAGAAAGCUUUACAGAUGUACAGCAUGUGGUGAAACACUGCAAGAGUCUACAGGCAACUUUUCCUCUCCAGGAUUUCCAAAUGGCUAUCCUUCUUACACACAUUGCAUAUGGAGAAUUUCAGUGACUCCUGGAGAGAAGAUUGUUUUAAACUUCACUACGAUGGACCUCUAUAAGAGUAGUCUCUGUUGGUAUGAUUACAUUGAAGUAAGAGAUGGCUACUGGAAGAAAUCACCUCUACUUGGCAGGUUUUGUGGAGAUAAGGUCCCAGAUGUCCUCACAUCUAGUGAUAGUAGAAUGUGGAUUGAAUUCCGUGGCAGCAGUAACUGGGUAGGGAAAGGUUUUGCAGCUGUUUAUGAAGCAAUUUGUGGAGGCGAAAUACACAAAAAUGAAGGACAGAUUCAAUCUCCUAAUUAUCCUGAUGACUACAGACCAAUGAAGGAAUGUGUGUGGAAAAUAACAGUGUCAGAGAACUACAAUGUCGGAUUAACCUUUCAGGCAUUUGAGAUUGAGAGACAUGACAACUGUGCCUAUGAUUAUUUAGAGGUUCGAGAUGGAACCAGUGAAAGCAGUCCUUUGAUUGGCCAUUUCUGUGGCUAUGAUAAACCUGAAGACAUAAGAUCUACCUCUAACACCCUGUGGAUGAAAUUUGUUUCUGAUGGAACAGUCAACAAAGCAGGGUUUGCUGCUAACUUUUUUAAAGAGGAAGAUGAAUGUGCCAAACCUGACAACGGCGGAUGCGAGCAACGGUGUGUUAAUACAUUGGGUAGUUAUCAAUGUGCAUGUGAUCCAGGAUAUGAACUUGGGCCUGAUAAGAAAAGUUGUGAAGCUGCUUGUGGAGGACUUUUGACAAAGUUGAAUGGGACUAUAACAACACCAGGGUGGCCCAAAGAAUAUCCUCCUAAUAAAAACUGUGUAUGGCAAGUGGUUGCUCCUACCCAAUAUAGAAUAUCAGUGAAGUUUGAAUUUUUUGAAUUGGAAGGAAAUGAAGUGUGCAAAUAUGAUUAUGUUGAAAUCCGAAGUGGCCUUUCUUCUGAUUCUAAACUGCAUGGCAAGUUUUGUGGUACAGAAGUGCCUGAAGUUAUUACAUCACAAUUGAACAACAUGAGAAUCGAAUUUAGAUCGGAUAACACAGUUUCAAAAAAAGGUUUCAAGGCUCACUUUUUCUCAGAUAAGGACGAAUGUUCAAAGGACAACGGUGGCUGCCAGCAUGAAUGCAUCAACACAGUAGGGAGCUAUGUAUGUCAGUGUCGAAAUGGAUUUGUGCUACAUGAAAACAAACAUGACUGCAAGGAAGCUGAGUGUGAACAGAAGAUCCACAGCCCAAAUGGAAUUAUCACAAGUCCUAAUUGGCCCGACAAGUACCCAAGUAGGAAGGAAUGCACAUGGGAAAUAAGUGCCACUCCAGGUCACAGAAUCAAAAUAAUUUUUAAUGAAUUUGAAAUUGAACAACAUCAGGAAUGUGCGUAUGACCAUUUGGAGGUUUUUGAUGGUGAAACAGAAAAGUCUCCAAUUCUUGGCCGUUUAUGUGGAAAUAAGAUCCCAGAUCCCCUUGUUGCCACUGGGAAUAAAAUGUUCCUCCGCUUUGUGUCUGAUGCCUCAGUGCAAAGGAAAGGCUUCCAAGCUACACAUUCUACAGAAUGUGGCGGUCGCCUGAAAGCUGAAAUCAAGACAAGAGAUCUCUAUUCUCAUGCUCAGUUUGGUGAUAACAACUACCCUGUUCAAGCAGAUUGUGAAUGGCUAAUAGUGUCAGACCGUGGCUAUCGGAUAGAAUUAACUUUUCAGACUUUUGAGGUGGAAGAAGAGGCAGACUGCGGUUAUGAUUACCUAGAACUCUUUGAUGGUCAUGACAAAGCUGCCCUGAGACUUGGUCGGUUUUGUGGAUCAGGGCCACCUGAAGAGAUGUAUUCAGCAGGUGAUUCCAUUUUACUCCAUUUUCACACAGAUGAUACAAUCAACAAGAAAGGAUUUCACAUACGAUACAAAAGUAUAAAAUAUCAAGAUAAUGGUCAUACCAAAAAAUAACGAAUGGUCCCUUUGACCACAAAACGAUGCAGAGAGAGCAGCUUAAGGAAAGAAAGAGAGCACACAAAAGAAAAAGGGAUGGGACUGGGGUUUAAAACUGGCAUUACUAUACAUUUUUACACCAUGAGCUCAAGUGAAGAAGGCUGAAACAUCUCACUUUUAAAUAUAUUCCUAUUCAAGAACAUGAGACAUUAUGGUGGUGAUGUGUGGUCUCCAUGCACAGCUGUCUCUGUGAAGCUGGCAAAACAGUAUUCCAUACUUCCAGGGAGAAUAUAAGAGUUUUGUUCUCAGCUUGACAAGUGUCAUAGUUGUGUGAAUACCCAAGCAGUUAGAUUCAGGAAACUGACCCUGCAGACAUGGCUUCAUUGUGAGAAGUAACUGAUGUCCAGGAGAAGAAAAAUGCCCACUUUCUGCAAGUUGUGCACGCAAAAUGCUGUAUUUAUAUUUUACUCUAAUUGCUUUGGUGGUAAAUCCAGGAUAUGAUGCAUACCAACAGAAGUCAGGAAAAUAGGGAGGGCAAGAAUCUGAGAUUAUUCCAUACUCGUAAAUCAUCUAUCCCAUCCAAUGUACUAAUGUCAUUUUUAAAAACCUGGAAAUUAGUGUCUGCAAAAUCAUUAAUUCUUUAAAGGGUUUUGACUCCAGCAACACUUUGGAAUUAUUGAAGCUUUUAAACUUCAUAAUCAUUACGAGGACCUCCAGAAUUUGGAGACCGCCUGUGACUGAGAAUUUUAUUAUUGCUGAAGGACUUGAUAUCUCCUAGCCGCCUAUAUCUUAGACUGAGGACCAUAUGGAAAAGGUUCUUUUACAAGACUUCUCCAAAACUCUGUGUGAAGAGAACUGAAAUCACCAGGACCAGAAUAAUCCCAAAUGCCAUUUAUGGAUUUAGUUUCAACAGUAAUGAACUCCUAAUGUACAUUUCCUUGGAAAUGCUUGUGAAUGAGCUUAUAACUAUUUUUAAACUAUUCAGAGAUGUAAAAAAAGUGUGUGUCCCCCCAAAAAAGGGGUAGGUUGUUUUCUGGAAACAAGACUUUUAUGAUGGCAAAGCUCAUUUCUAUGGUGCUAUUCUAUGGACUUUAAAAAAAAAAUAACCCUAGACCUUUGAGCCAACAGCCUGCAGAUCAUGAAUGUCUCACUAUGCCUGGCUGCGUUUAAAGAAAACAGACUUUAUAAUCACGUGAAAAGGAGAAUUGGAACAGCAGCACAAACCCUGUGGAACAACUACUACUAUUGCCUUAGAAUACUUGCACACGAUCAUACAGAUCUUCCUGUAGAUAUAUAGCUGAUUUGAUACAGAACUUGACAACUUGAACAGAAGCAAUCCUCAAGCAAAUUCUCAUCUGCAGAAAAAAAGAUCAUCAGUUGUAAAUACAGUGGACUUGUCAUUGAUGUAGAAAUAUGUUACUUCUAGAAUCGACUCUUGUAUGCGCUUUAGGCCAUACAUGACUUUAGUCACAAUGCAUAUGCAUCAUGUAAGUAUGUAUGGAUGGGUGCAUUAAGAGAGUGAGAAAUGUUGUGUAUGGAUGGACAGGUAAUUUGUACUUCAUGUGCCAAGUUUUACCAGAAUCCAGAUUGACUGUAGCGACUUUCUUUCAAGCUUUCAGAAGAGGACUUCAAUAAAGAACCAAGAGCUAAUGACAUUUGAUGUUCCAUUUCAAAUAAAUAUUUUGAUAUUUUGAAGUUGGUUGCUACUCAGCUUAGUUUUUGUUUCCUUACCAUGAUCAUACACUGGCAUUAAUAAAUGUUUUUUAUUAAAAAAUAAAAUAAAACAAUGCA
Molecule: messenger RNA, 5395 nt
Organism: Anolis carolinensis (green anole)
Lineage: Eukaryota; Metazoa; Chordata; Lepidosauria; Squamata; Anolidae
Gene: tll1
Product: tolloid like 1
Exons: 22
Coding region: 596-3622 (1008 amino acids)
Biological process (GO): proteolysis
Molecular function (GO): serine-type endopeptidase activity; zinc ion binding; metalloendopeptidase activity
Source: RefSeq, a predicted model, not a curated record